Molecule: messenger RNA, 673 nt
Organism: Sodiomyces alkalinus F11
Lineage: Eukaryota; Fungi; Ascomycota; Sordariomycetes; Glomerellales; Plectosphaerellaceae
Exons: 2
Coding region: 1-648 (215 amino acids)
Source: RefSeq, a predicted model, not a curated record
AUGGCUAAUCCGGACGUCAAAGACGAGUUGGAAGCGCUUGACGCUCUGGAAUCGGAGGCCAAGGAGUUCGAUAAGGAUGCCGAGAUUGAGCGCAUUCUCAAGGCCUUCCGAUUAGACGCCUAUGCCGUUCUCGACCUACAGCCCGGCGUCCCGGAAUCCGACAUCAAGCUCUGCUACCGCAAGAAAUCCCUCCUCAUCCAUCCGGACAAAACCAAGAACCCGAAAGCGCCCGAAGCCUUCGACAGGCUGAAGAAGGCCCAGCUGGAGCUCAUGGACGAAAAACACCGAGAACGCCUAGACGAGGCCAUCGCCGACGCCCGCAUGCUGCUGAUCCGCGAGAACAAGUGGACCGUCGACAGCGAGGAGCUCAAGGCGCCCGAGUUCGCGAAGAAGUGGCGCGAGAAGACGCGCGAAGUCCUCGUCGACAACGAGCACCGGCGCAGGCGGCAGCUCAAGGGCCAGCUGCAGGAGGAGGGCCGCGAGCAGCGGAAGCAGGACGAGGAGCUGGAUCAACGCAAGCGGAAACGACAGCACGAACAGGACUGGGAGGCCACGCGCGACCAACGUAUUGAUAGCUGGCGGCAAUUCCAGAAAGGGAGGUCCAGCGGUGAGGGGAAGAAGAAGAAAAAGAUGAAGCCGAUAGGCUGAUGGUCCUCCGCCUCCUCACGCACGG